CUGCAGCAGCUGACUGAAUGCAGUGCCAGUGAGGGGUUAAUGGCUGCUCGCCUCCCUCCUCUCUGCUGCUCCUCCUCUUCCAGUUUCCUCCAGACCCAUUCAGCAACAAAACCUGUCAUUUCUUCAGCAGAGAGGCCACAGGGCGAGGAGAGGCCGGAGGACGAGGAGGGUUCCUGCUGACACAGCUGCUGCGGCCUGUUUUCCACAUUCCACGUCUAUGUCAUAUGCAGUGGCCCUGGGAGCCUGAGCCGGCUGGGUAUUAGGGUGCCGUGGACUUCCUGCGUCAGUCAGCAUGAAAGGGCUGUACUACAGGCUAACCACCUCCCAGGACGAGGAGACAUUUGUGUUUCAAGAAAAUGAACCCGUCUCCUCACCCAGCGACUAUCACGUGAAACUGCAAGUGAAAGCCUGCGCCCUGACACCCAUCAAUAACAAGCUGAUUUCGGCAUUAUAUCAAAGCAAGGAGUAUGUGCCGGUGGGAAGAGAUGUCGCCGGAGUAAUCCUGGAAGUGGGGCCUAAAGUGUCCUUCUUUCAGCCUGAUGAUGAAGUUGUAGGGAUUUUGCCUCUUGAUUUUGAAGAGUCCGGCCUUCAUGACGUCAUCUGGGUGCAUGAGCAUCAUUUAGUUCAUAAACCAGAUAAGGUGAGCUGGGUGGAGGCGGCAGGAACCAUACGGGAUGGAUUAUGUGUCUAUACCGCCCUGCACAGUCUGGCACACCUGACACCAGGAAAGUUUGUUCUGAUCCCGGAUGGGGCAAGUCCUUUUGGCACACUGGCCAUUCAGCUGUCCCAUCAUAGAGGAGCCACGGUGGUCACAACGGCGCACGGCGAGGAGGACAAACUGUACCUGGAAAAAAUAAGACCUCCUGUAGCUCGUGUUGUAGAUGUGUCCAAAGGCAACGUUAAUCUCAUAGAGAAGGGCAUGGAAGAGACCAGUGGACUGGGGUUUGACAUCAUCAUCGAUGCUGGAGUGACACUAUACAACACGGGAGACUCUGCUACAAAGCCGACGCUUCUGCCUCACAAACACGAAAUCCUCUCUCUCCUCGCUGUCGGAAGCCACUGGGUAACCCGACAGCAGUACCUUCAGCUUGAUCCGCCGGACAGCAAUAUUCUCUUCCUAAAGGGCGCAACGCUUUCUUAUCUCAAUGAGGAAACCUGGAACCUGUCAAGCUCUCAGCAAGGAAAAUAUCUUCAUAUCUUGAAAGAUGUUAUGGACAAACUGGGAGGUGGAAUAUUCAGACCUUAUCUGGAUGAACCAGUGCCGAUGUACGAAGCCAAAGUCUUUAUGGAGAUGGUCCAAAGGAAAGAAGUCAGGAAGCGGCUGGUGGUUCAGCUAUGAGAGAGCUGAACAGGCCAUAGAGCAGUACAAGGGCACAUUACCCGGUUUGCGGUAGAUGAUGAUAUAACUUUUUGUAAGAUGUUGAUUUGUAUAUAUGUUCUUCGAAUAAAAUAAGACAUGGAUUCCACAAA
This is a messenger RNA of Bufo bufo (common toad), 1470 nucleotides long. It is a transcript of the gene CRYZL1, whose product is annotated as crystallin zeta like 1. Bases 293 to 1339 code for a protein of 348 amino acids. The record is from RefSeq and is a predicted model, not a curated record. The transcript has 13 exons. Gene Ontology annotation, molecular function: oxidoreductase activity. NCBI's taxonomy places the organism in Eukaryota, Metazoa, Chordata, Amphibia, Anura, Bufonidae.